Molecule: messenger RNA, 2214 nt
Organism: Zasmidium cellare ATCC 36951
Lineage: Eukaryota; Fungi; Ascomycota; Dothideomycetes; Mycosphaerellales; Mycosphaerellaceae
Exons: 6
Coding region: 1-2214 (737 amino acids)
Source: RefSeq, a predicted model, not a curated record
AUGAAUUAUAUCGCCUUGUCCCCUGGUAUGAAUGAAGCUGACAGUGCGGAUGGUCCCCAUACCGACUCGCCCAGUGAGGAAGACACACUGACGCACGAUGACCUUAUCGCGGACGUCGGUGCACAACUCGAUGCUGUUGACUGUGCAGGCUCGUUUUCUGUGUAUGUCCCGUCAAAGAUCCAAGUAAAUCCAGGCCUCGAAGUGGAAGGACUCGGUAGAUUUGGCACUCCUCUGUACGACCGAGACAUCCAGCUCCUCAAACAGAAAACCCGACAAGCGCCGUUUGGCAAAGGCGAGGAGACAAUUGUUGAUACAGCAGUGCGCAACACUUGGGAGAUUGAUGCCAGUCAACUUCGCCUUACUCACCCAGACUGGAAACGGCAGGAACAAUCGAUACUGGAAACUAUCUGCACCAACCUCGGAGUAAAUGGAGGAUCCGGCAACGUGCACGCAGAGCUGUACAAACUGCUUAUCUAUGAAGAAGGCGCCCAUUUCAAGCCGCACAGAGACUCUGAAAAAGCAAAGGGCAUGUACAAAGAUUGUGUUCUUCUGCUUGUUCCGAAAGUGAAAUGGGUUGAUCUUCGAUUGAACACCAAUUACUCGUUGGAGGGCAAGAAGCAGGUCAUUAGAGCACAUUUCGACAGUAUGCACUCGGGCUCUGUUGGCGAAGAAAAGUUGAAGAUUGCCGAGCAUCUGCUGAAGCGGUUUCUGCGAGGUGAUCCUACAGGUCCGUCAUCAUCAUGGGGUCCAGCGCCACAACACGAAGCGUUUUUCUUUGAGCUCCUUGAGAAAUGCGUCCAAUUAGGACUGGUAGCACAGCUUGCCAAGGCUUUGCUCUCUGCGGACCAGAAGAUGGCAGCCGUGAUCAUCAACAAUGCACAUGUGCUCUUGCCACAGGUUGGAUUCGAUACAAUCGCCCCUUGUUUGGAGGCUGCCGUGCAGCAAAGCAUGGAUAUUCAGACAAGAACGGAGCUCAUAUGGCGCAUCGAGGGAGCCGUGGGGGAACAAUCUAACGACGCGUUCACGCAGUGGAGAGACAGACAGUCUGCCAAAUCCUUGGUCAUGCCUCUUGGUCAGAUAGGAAGAGCAGUGCCUAUCUUGACCGAAAUGGCUGUAAGGAACCAAGCAUCCAACUGGACUGAGGACAAGUGCGUGUUAAUACUCUUGCCUGCAUUGAAGGGUAGGAUGAGCGAUGCGAAAAUUCUCUUCCACUUUGCUAGCGAUUUGCUUUCGCGAGCACACUUGGUGCAGUUUCCGGUUCCGCGGGCAGUCGAAACAUACAGGACAUUGAUGCCUACAAUAACACAAGGCAUCCUUCUGCCAGCAGAGGCACCUCGGCAAAAUUACUGGCGAGGCCCCAUCAAUGAGAAUGCAGGACCAUUUGAGUCUGGUGAUCUGGCACGGCUCCUCGGCGAUCUCCUCAGGAUGCAUCGGAUGCAAUUGCUACCAGACGCGAUGCAGCACAUCUCGCGCUUGCAUCAAAGAAUAGCCGACCUGGCUACGUCGACCAUUAUCCCCAACAUCCACUCGAUCCUCAUACCGUACAUGAAGGUCAAUGCGCAACUGAUGUCUUCGCAUGGUGUGCCACCCUCAGAACAGGCUUUUCAGCAGCUCUUCACGAGCCUCAUCCACCAGGUCGUCUAUCGUUAUGUGUGUCAUGAACCACAGCCAGGAAGUCUUACACGAGCUGCAAGAGGCUGUGGCCGCUGUGCAGAAUGCAACCAGCUCGACAACAUUCUCCAAUCAUCGAAGGAGAGAGGGGGUUCGGUCUUUGUGCGCUUCAAGAAGGACAUCGCCCACCUGACUUCCCAGUUCACCAAGAAACACAACCGAUACUCGUAUAGCAGCAGGCCAGACAACAUCACCACAAUACCUCAGAUGCAGAGGGUGCCGUUUUCCUUCGAAAUCACCAAAGUUGAGGGCGACUUCAAGAGGUGGGAAGGCCGAUUCAACGAGACGCAAGGUUUACUGUCAACCAUCGCCUCGGAAGCCAUGCUGCGGCAGCUCCUCGGCCAAAGAUAUGAUGAGCUUAUUCAUUUACAUGGCACGAUUCUUGUUCAGUAUGGUGCUGCAAGCUCCUGUAUGGCAGAGGCUGUUCCUUCGAUGGGCACGACGCAGAAACGGAAGGGCUCGUCUGAGGAUCAGGAGAACCGUGAACCGCCUGCUAAGCGAGUUGCAGCUGGUGAAGUUGUUGACUUGUCUGAAUCUCCAUGA